Penicillium cinerascens is the source of this 951-nucleotide messenger RNA. RefSeq names its product SDR family oxidoreductase. Bases 1 to 951 code for a protein of 316 amino acids. The transcript has a single exon. NCBI's taxonomy places the organism in Eukaryota, Fungi, Ascomycota, Eurotiomycetes, Eurotiales, Aspergillaceae. The record is from RefSeq and is a predicted model, not a curated record.
AUGGCGUCCAUCAAUGCUAUCAUCUUCGGCCCCACGGGCCACGUCGGCUCUGCUGCUGCCCGCACUGCGCAGCAGCUCGGUGCAAAGGUGGCUCUUGCCUUGCGUGAUCCUCAAAAGCCCAUUCCAGGUCUCACAUUAGAACAAGAGAAGGCAGGGGGCUUUGAAAGGGUACAGGCGGAUCUCACCAAGCCCGAAACUAUCGAGGCUGCUGUCCGCACGUCUGGAGCCAAACGCGCCUUCAUAUAUCUUGCGCAGGGCUCGGCUGACCACAUGAAACAAACUAUCGAAACACUGAAGGCCUCGGGUAUUGAGUUGGUUAUCUUCCUGAGCAGCAUGGCUGUGCAGGGUGAUAUCAGGAAGAUCCAACCGAAAGAUUUCAUACCGUAUGCCCACGCGCAGGUCGAGAUUAGCCUUGACGAAGUCUUUGGCAGCGAUGGCUAUAUUGCACUUCGGCCAGCAUAUUUUGCCACCAACGUGCAGUGGUGGACGGGCAUGGUUCGCGACGGGGAGGUGAAAAUUGCUUAUCCGGAUACCCAAUUCGACUGGAUCUCGCCUGAAGAUAUUGGCAAGGUGGCCGGAAUGCUGCUUGUUAAAGGAAUACAGGCGAGCGAAGGCGCCGAAGAGCGCAACGCCAUCCCUCUUUGUGGACCAAAGCUAGUGUCCCAGAGAGAUGCCGUUGGCAUAUUUGGCAAGGUGCUUGGCAAGGAUAUCAAGGUCACGGAGUUGGAUGAGAAAGAGGGUGUGAAAAACAUGGUGAAUAAUGGUGUACCGGAGUUUGUGGCACAGACACUGGUCAAGAAUAUGGGAGCGAAGGUCAGAGGCGAGGAUGGGCCUGACCCGUUUCAAGGAGAGACGUACAAGAAGGCGGCCGCUAACCUUCAAAAAUACGCCGGACGGGCCUCAAGCUUGGAGGAGUGGACCGAGGCAAACAAGGAUAUAUUCGGUAGUUAA